CGGUUGAGCAACCGCAUGUCAUGACGGUAUUGUUGCACCAAACAGCUUGCAUUGCACACUUCACAAUCGACCGGGCCCGCGCGGCUCCGUGGCCCCGGGCGCAACCGCACCCAUGGACCAUCCAUCCAUCCAUCCAACCGACAUGAAUGCUGUGACACCGACACUGCCGCAUGGCAGAUUGUUUGCUGGUGUUGUGCUCUCAAGUUGUGUAACCGCCGCGCCACGAGUUAUGCCGGGGUCUCGGAGGCGCUUCAUCCGUGCUGUUGGGACUCUGCCUCCUGGGCGAUGCCGUGCAUAACCAAGCACAUAUGUGCUGCACACAUGCAACUCCGCAGUCAUCGUCUACUGAUAUGCAGGGGUUCCGGGUCGGGGCGGAGUUUGUGAGCAGGCGCGGGACGUCGGGCGUGGAGUUGGCUGCCGCCUGUUCUCGCUUAUAUACUGCAGAGCAUGGUGAUAUAAAGAAACCAAGCCCUCGCCUACACGACCAGGCUGCCGGGGUCGAAUCCAAGACACCCACCACGCUCACCCGAACGUCAACUGUCCGUCCGUGCAAACGCGUCAAAAGUCGCGAUGCCUUCAGGACUGAUUGCCACCCUGCUCAGCGGCGGAGACGUGCCGCUCGACCUCGCGACCAAGCCGCUGCCCCUGAUGAUCGCAUCCGUCGUCGGCGUCCUCCUCAUGCUGUACCUACGCGCGCGGCGAGCCAUCACCAGCACGCAGCCGCCGCUGCUCAACCCCAAGAAGCCGUACGAGCUCACCGAGGGGCGCGCCAAGGACGAGUUUGCACGCAACUCGCGGCGAGUGCUGGAGAAGUGGUUCAGCGAGCACCCGGACAAGCCCGUGGCCGUCAACACCGACUUGGGCCGUAUGACGGUCCUGCCGCCGGGCAUGGCCGACGAGAUUCGCAACGACAAGAGGCUGGACUUUGUGCAGCUGACACAACAGACGUUCCACUCGCACCUCCCCGGGUUUGAGGGGUUUAGGGAAGGCUCACAAGAUGGCGAGAUUAUCAGACGGACCAUUCUUAGGGAGCUCACGCAGAAUCUGUGCAACAUCUCACAACCGCUGGCCGAGGAGGCGACUCUGGCGCUCAGAGAUCUCUUGACGGAUAGUCCCGAGUGGCAAACCGUCAACCUUCGCCACACAAUCCUGCGCCUCGUCGCGCGCAUGUCGUCGCGCGCCUUCCUCGGCGAGAAGCUCUGCCGCGACGAAGCCUGGCUCGAGGUGACGCGCGAGUACACCGUCACCGUCUUCACCGCGGCCACGGAGCUGCGCAAGUACCCCUACGCCGCGCGCUACGUGGCGCACUGGUUCCUGCGGAGCUGCGGCGACGCCCGCCGGCUCAUCAAGCAGGCGCGCGGCGUCAUCCAGCCCGUCAUCGACGAGCGGCGGCGCGAGGCCCGCGACGCGAGGGCGCGCGGACAAGAGCCUGACGUGUACAACGACGCCAUCGACUGGUUCGAGAGGGAGAAGACGACGAGCGGCGACUAUGACGCGGCGGUUGUGCAGCUCGUGCUCUCCCUCGCGGCCAUCCACACGACGACGGACCUCUUGUGCCAGACCUUGAGCGACAUUGUUGAACAUCCCGAGAUCAUCCAGCCCCUCCGCGACGAGGCGGUUGCGGUGCUGUCCAAGGAGGGCUGGCACAAGUCUGCGCUGUUCAAGAUGACGCUGCUCGAUGCCGUCCUCAAGGAGUCGCAACGCCUCAAACCCAUCGGCCUGGUCUCGAUGCGCCGCAUGGCUCUCCAAGACAUGACCCUCUCCGACGGCACCUUUGUCCCCCGCGGCCACUGCAUCGGCGUCUCCUCGCACAACAUGUGGACCGAUGCGUCCGUGUACGCCGACCCGCGGGCGUGGAACCCCUACCGCUUCGUCGCCAUGCGCGACAAUCCCAAGAAGCGGCACCUGUCGCACCUCGUCGCCACGAGCCCCGAGCACCUCGCCUGGGGCCACGGCGCGCACGCCUGUCCGGGCCGCUUCUUCGCCGCCGAGGAGGCCAAGAUUGCGCUGCUCAACAUCCUCCUCAAGUACGACCUCGAGCUGCCGGCGGGCGUGGUGCCGAAGCCGUACGAGUAUGGCAUCGCCUUGUCCCACGAUCCCUCCCUGAAGCUGCGCAUCCGAAGACGGCAGGCGGAGAUGGAGGUAUGACACACAGCCGCCGCCGGGCGGUGACACGGGACGGGCGAGCCAUGCAGGGUGACAAUGGAGGGCACGCACUGCCACAUGUUAUGAGAUUGCGGGCAGGCAGGCAGGCAGGGGGGCCAUGUAUCAUGACUUUGCGACGACUAUACUGGUUUUUGUUUUUUUUGUGAAUUCGCUCAUUACGGGGCGAGGGAUGGCGGUAGCGAGUCUGUUCGGCAAAAGCGUAGCGUUCACAUCGCGGCGAGAC
Messenger RNA from Purpureocillium takamizusanense, 2389 nucleotides. RefSeq lists its product as uncharacterized. Bases 571 to 2148 code for a protein of 525 amino acids. Lineage: Eukaryota; Fungi; Ascomycota; Sordariomycetes; Hypocreales; Ophiocordycipitaceae. The record is from RefSeq and is a predicted model, not a curated record. Gene Ontology annotation, molecular function: iron ion binding; heme binding; oxidoreductase activity, acting on paired donors, with incorporation or reduction of molecular oxygen. The transcript is spliced from 5 exons.